AUGGAGAGAGAAGGAGGUGAAUCAACAACAAUCGGCGUUGCUCUGGCCAAAUCUCCGUCUCCGACAUGUAAUCUAAGCUUUCUAGAGGUUAUGACAGCUUCCGGUGUCGUUCUAGGGUUCCUUGUCGGACUUGUUUGUGUUUAUCUCACAAUGCCUCAAUCUGAUUACAGUUUUCUCAAACUCCCUCGCAAUCUCGAAGACCUUCAGAUUCUCAGAGAUAAUCUUGAGAUAUACACAAGUGAUUACACGGUUCAAGUUCUUUUUGGAUAUUGUCUGGUUUACAUAUUUAUGCAGACGUUUAUGAUUCCUGGAACUGUGUUCAUGUCUUUACUUGCUGGUGCUCUCUUUGGAGUUUAUAAAGGAAUGGCUCUUGUUGUCUCUACUGCAACUGCUGGUGCUUCUUCUUGCUAUUUCCUCUCUAAGCUUAUCGGUAGACCUUUGAUCUUAUCGCUUUGGCCAGAUAAGCUCGUCUUCUUCCAAGAACAGGUUGCGAGAAGGAAAGAUCGGUUGCUGAAUUAUAUGUUGUUUUUGAGACUAACACCAACAUUGCCUAAUACUUUCAUUAAUGUUGCUUCUCCAAUUGUUGAUGUUCCUUACCAUAUCUUCUUCCUCGCUACAUUCAUCGGUCUGAUUCCUGCUGCAUUUGUUACUGUCCGGGCUGGGAUUGCUCUUGGAGAGUUACAAUCAAUAGGAGAUCUCUAUGAUUUCAGCUCGAUGGCGACUCUGUUUCUCAUCGGUGUGCUCUCUAAUGUUUAG
Arabis nemorensis is the source of this 756-nucleotide messenger RNA. NCBI's taxonomy places the organism in Eukaryota, Viridiplantae, Streptophyta, Magnoliopsida, Brassicales, Brassicaceae. The record is from the annotation of a GenBank genome assembly.